AACUUAAUUCGGCUACUGACUUUUUUACAAAAAGCUCUAAUAUACUAUUCAAAUUCUUCAACGCUUUGAAUGAAACCUAAUGGCUUGCCUACAAGCUAUUCAAUAAUCAGAGUUUGAAAAAGAUGCACAAAAUUUUAUUCUGAUUUCUAUUUUUUUAUAAACUACUUUUAUUUUUAUUAGUUUUUUUAACAAGUGCUCCAAAAUACUAGCGAAAGCUAUUCAAUCAAUAGAUUUCUUGGGGUUGGGGCUUACCGGCGAAUAAUGGCAAAUGUGGCGAUCAUUGAACUUGACAGAAACUGUGCUAAGGUAGUGGAAGAUAUAGUAAAAUUGGAGAGAAAAAUCUUUCCCAAACACGAAUCACUCGCUUCAUUCUUUGAAAAUGAGCUGAAAAAGAAGAACAGUGGAUUGCUUUAUCUUCACGUCGACGGCGAACUUGCAGGCUAUGUCAUGUAUUCUUUGCCUUCUUCCUUGUACGCUUCAAUCACCAAGCUCGCAGUGAAGGAGCAAUGGAGGAGGCAAGGACACGGAGAGGCUCUAUUGAAAGCUGCAAUUGAGAAAUGCAGAAGAAGAAAAGUUUCGCGUAUAAUGCUUCACGUUGAUCCGUUGAGGACCCCUGCACUGAAUCUGUACAAGAAGCAUGGUUUUCAAGUUGAUUGUUUGGUUGAAGGGUACUACUCUUCUGAUAGAAAUGCUUAUAGAAUGUACUUGGACUUCGAUUCUAGUUAAAGAUAAAUUGAACAAGCAUUUUUAUACAUGUUUUCAACUUUUCAUGGUCUGGUCGAAGAACAAAUUUAUAAGAAAGACUUGUGUAACACCCGCAAUUUA
Messenger RNA from Trifolium pratense (red clover), 825 nucleotides. RefSeq names its product putative [ribosomal protein S18]-alanine N-acetyltransferase. The transcript is spliced from 2 exons. The coding region runs from base 262 to 726 and encodes 154 amino acids. The record is from RefSeq and is a predicted model, not a curated record. Lineage: Eukaryota; Viridiplantae; Streptophyta; Magnoliopsida; Fabales; Fabaceae. Gene Ontology annotation, molecular function: acyltransferase activity, transferring groups other than amino-acyl groups.